This is a messenger RNA of Propithecus coquereli (Coquerel's sifaka), 873 nucleotides long. It is a transcript of the gene CUNH11orf65, whose product is annotated as chromosome unknown open reading frame, human C11orf65. The coding region runs from base 1 to 873 and encodes 290 amino acids. The record is from RefSeq and is a predicted model, not a curated record. The transcript has 8 exons. Lineage: Eukaryota; Metazoa; Chordata; Mammalia; Primates; Indriidae.
AUGUGUUUUAGUGAGAAUGUCACUGUAUACCAACGUUUGAAAAGUCUGAUUGAUUUAAGAAGACAAGGGGAACCACGUCAGAUAAUGAAAUAUAUUAAUCCUAAAGAGGCAGAGCUUCUAGACGCUGCUGCUGGCAUUCAUGUGCGAUUCAGAUUAGGUGGAGUUGAAUUUCCCCCUCAUAUAUACUAUAAAAUUUUUACUGACAGACAUAUUGAAGAUCUGUGUGCUAACAGCCCUAGAGAUUAUACAAAACUUCCAGCAAAACAUACAUCUCAUAAUAAAAGUGAUCAUCUUCAGGAAGAGGAUCAUAGUGGCUGGUAUCGUCGGAUAGAAAACAAUGGCUGGAGGCCUGUUUCUGAUAGAUUUUGGUUAUCUACUGCCAGUGAAGUAGUGGAAGACAAAAAAGAAAUUGAAUUUCAUUUCUCUAAACUGAAGAGAAGGCAAGAUUUGGAAAAGAAAAGAAAAAUUAGAAAAAUAGAAUGGAUGAGGCAAAUGUACUACACAGGAAGCCUGGAGGCUAAGUCAACACAUCCUAAAACUCUAGGUUUAAUUCACACAGCAACGAAGGGGCUAAUAAGAGCUAUUGAAGAUGGUGGGAUAGAUUCCGUGAUGGAGUGGGAAGUGGAUGAAGUGCUGAACUGGACAAAUACACUGAACUUUGAUGAGUAUAUUGCCAACUGGAAGGAAAUUGCUACAAGCAACUCUUCAGCUAACUUUGAAGGAUUCAGGUUUACGCAAGCACAGAGAAAUAGAUAUGACUAUGAAGACAUACCAGAGAUGCAAAUGGCGACAGCAGAUAGUACUUACUAUGAAAAUCUUUAUCAAAAACCAUAUUUAACUAGAUUAACACCUGAUUCCACUUAUGGAAUAUAA